Nothobranchius furzeri (turquoise killifish) is the source of this 4197-nucleotide messenger RNA. RefSeq names its product chloride channel K (gene clcnk). Gene Ontology annotation, cellular component: plasma membrane. Gene Ontology annotation, molecular function: voltage-gated chloride channel activity. Lineage: Eukaryota; Metazoa; Chordata; Actinopteri; Cyprinodontiformes; Nothobranchiidae. The record is from RefSeq and is a predicted model, not a curated record. Gene Ontology annotation, biological process: transmembrane transport; chloride transport.
ACAACUGAUCAAAUAUACAAAGAGCAUAUCAUUAACAUUAAAUAUGAAAAGUUUUUAUUGUUUUGAUGAUAAUUUUAUGGUGUAAAUAUGAUGUGUGAUGAAUCAACUUUUCACACUUUAAUGUGACAUGGCGAGAUUUUUAUGGGGAAACCUCAUUUAUUUUAUUUUGAAUGGGUGGCAACAAUAUGCUUCCCUGGCAGUGUCAUAUCAAAACUCAUAAAAUGUGCAUACAGGAAUUAAUUAAGGAAAUAGAUUCAGUUUUGUAACUAAGGUCACAGAAUUACCCAAAUAAAUUCUCAGAUGAAGAACAGCCCACCAUUACAUUUUCUAAUACAUUAAUUUCACAAAAAUAAGCCAAAGUAAAGCUCAUUGUAUACAGAUUAAUUAUCCUGUAUGACUUAAAGUGUUUGCACUUAAAUUAUGAACGAUUGUGCAAAUGUUUUAUUACUGAUAAUAUGAAUUUAGAAAGGUCAUUUAAAAAUGUAUUUCAAAACUAGAGUCUUACAGUCUGGACUCAUGAAGGUCACCUACCAACGUCCUCCAAGAAGUGAAUAUUAGCUACGCAUUGAGCCGUGACUGCUCCAUCAUUUCUAUGCAAAUAAUGCAACAGAGGUCAUUUACCACCCAGGUACCAACUUAUCCACACAGGAACAAAAGAUAUUACAUCUCAAAAAUGGAUUUAAAUGUUCAAAAACAAGAAAAAGACAAAAUGAUGAACUCUGAUGGGUCUCCUGAGAGAGGAACCGACGAGGAGAAAAGCAUUCUGGAGAUAGAAAUUCCUCAAGGAACAUCUCGCAGUGGGAAUCCUCUACUUCUGGAUUCAAGGAAACCAUGCAGAGGACCUCGUAGAACCGUUAAAGCUUGGCUUUUGAAGCUGAAGACGUGUUUGGGAUCUGUGUGUGGGAUUGAGUGGUACGGCUAUGCUGCUCUGGGCAUUUUGACCGCCAUCCUGAGUUUUCUGAUGGACCUUAGUGUGGCAAAAUUAUUGAAAGCUCACCAGUGGCUUUUUCUGAACCUGGAGGGAAAUGUGUUGCUGCAGUUCCUUUGCUGGUCUCUUUACCCAGCAUGCCUCUGUGCUUUUGCAUCAACAUUCUCCCAUAACAUCUGUCCCUAUUCCACAGGCUCUGGGAUACCUGAAGUCAGAACCAUGAUAGCUGGCAGCGAAAUGCCCCAUUACUUGUCUCUAACGCACCUGUUUACCAAGUUCCUGGGCCUUAUCUGCACACUGGCAGCUGGCACCACUGUUUUUCUUGGCAAAGUGGGUCCAUUUGUGCAUCUCUCCACCAUGGUAGGAGCCUACCUGGACAACCUCUGCUCUUUCAUACAAGGUGGCAAGAAGGAGAAAGGAGCCACAGGAAUGUUGGCAGUAGCUGCUGGAGUUGGAGUGGCCAGUUGCUUUGGAGCGCCAGUCAGUGGUGUACUGUUCAGUGUGGAGGUCAUGUGCUCUCACUUUGCCCUGAGGCAUUACUGCCCGUGUUUCUUCUCGGCCACCUGCGGCGCUCUGACCUUUCACCUCCUCUCCAUGUGGAGCAGAGAUGGAGAGACUCUUCAGGCGUUGUUCAAAACCAAUUUCCCCACCGCUUUACCAUUUCACCCACUGGAGAUUCUGCUGUUUGUUCUUCUGGGGCUGCUGUGUGGAGCUGUGAGCUGCUGCUACCUCUUCUGUCAUCGCUGGAUCCUGAAGUUUACCAAAACAAACACAGUCGUGCUUAAGAUGCUGACGACAGAGAAGGGUCUGUACUCCGGCCUGGUGGUCUUCUGUCUAGCAUCGCUGACCUUUCCUCACUCUGCUGGUCAAUACAUGGCUUCUAAGUACACCAUGAAGGACCUCCUCACUUCCCUGUUGGACAGCAGGCAGUGGAGCUCCCAUAAUGCAUCUGUGCAACUAGAUCCAUCGCUGGAGUGGCAUUCAUCGGGCACUUCCAUCUUCCUGUCUUUGACUUUCUUUCUGCUCAUGAAGAUGUGGAUGUUGAUCCUCGCCUGCACUCUGCCUCAGCCAGCCGGGUACUUCAUGCCGGUGUUCAUCUACGGAGCGGCUUUGGGCCGUUUGCUCGGUGAAGGAGUCGUUUUUGUGUCCUCCAAUGGGACGAUUUUUGGACAUAAGUGGACAUCUGUAAAUCCCGGUGGAUAUGCACUUGCUGGAGCGGCUGCCUUCUCUGGUGCUGUAACUCACACUCUGUCCCCGGCUCUCCUAGCUGUAGAGUUAACGGGUCAGUUCAGCCACGCUGUGCCCGUCCUCCUCUCCACUCUUGUGGCUAACGCCUUAGCACAGUCUGGGGACCGCCCAUCCUUUUACGACGCCCUCUCCAUCAGUAAGAAGCUCCCACACCUGCCGUCUCUGAAGAAGGCGUGCCCUCGACUUCCCUCCACACCCAUUGGGCAGGUUCUGGGAGUAAGAUCAGUGCAGCUCCAGAAAGCAGCUGGGCCAGCGGAGGUUCAGUGUGCUGUCAGCACCAGCACUGAAGCACAAAUCCCUGUGGUGGACUCACACGAAUCCCAGAUUCUGCUGGGGUUUGUCCUUCGAUCAGAGCUGCAGGUGUUCCUGCAUCGCUGUAAGACUCAGAAGCUGGAAGUAAAUCUGGAUGAAGUCUGCACUAUACACCCGACCUCCACCCUGUUAUCACCUCACAACACAGUUGAGGAGGCCUACGGUUUACUGAAUGUAGCUGGAGCUCAGACUCUGUUUGUGACUGACGGAGGACGAUACAUCGGACACAUCACAUGGCCAGAGAUGAAGCUGAUUUUAGAAAGCCUGGCUGCUGAACUCUAAGCAACGUCAUACUGGGAACAGUACCGUGUUUUCGGCUUACAUCACUGGGUCUCCAUCUCUGGGACGUAAUUUUGGGGGGGGACGGGUGGGACAUGUCCCCUCACUUUUUCAAAGGGCAGUUUUGGUCCCCUGCACUUUUUUCCAUCCAAAAACAAUAUUACGCUCCAUUAAAUGGAUUUGGUUGAGCACUAGGACUGAAACGGAAACCGGUUUCCUAUUAGACCCGCCCAAAAGCUAAUCUAUUGGCUCUGCUGAUACUUGCUAACGUAUUAUUGGCUGUUGCUGCUGUCACUCAAGUUGUAAACAGUCAGAACGUGCUCACGUUGUUUUGCUAGUUUGGAGCCGCUAGGGAACACCGGUACUGAGUCACAUCGUCAACUAGACGCUGUGUAAUAUCAGAGCUCAGCUCAGCUUCCAUUACAUAACAUUUGAAUAAGUGUUCAUUUUUGGGUUUUUGGUAGUUAGGCACAGCCAGGAGGCAGCAUGUCAAGAAAACGAAAAGUGAUAAGAGACUUCUUUCAAAGUCAAAACGUAAGUUGGAACAUGUUACACCCCUGCAUUAAGCUCAGACUCACCUCCUCCUUCACAAACAUACUCAAAACUAACUUUUACAAACUAAUCUCCUCCACAUAACUGACUCCUCAGACACAAUUUAUUCGUAUUAUUAUAAUUAUUUUUUUAUUAUUAUUACUAGUAGUAGUAGAAGUGUAACUUCAAAACUUUUAUCAUUUAACUUUAUUGUAAACGUAUCUAUUGCAAUGUAUAUGUUCACAUUAAAAAGCUCUGAAAAAUGAACAGUAUCAUCAUCGUCAACAGAUUUUUUUAAGCUUAAUGUCAAAGAUGUACACUUUUCAUUAGAUUUAUCUUAUUUUUUCCAUUUAUUUUUUGUGUGUUGAAAUGCAACAACUGUUUAAACACUUUUAAGGGAAAAAACAUAUUUAAUAUGUUUUUAUACACUCAAAUGUUAGGGUGAUGAUCAUGUGUAAAACAUUAGUUCAGCAUGUCCUCUAACACAGCAAAUGAACAAACGGCCAGAUCUCAGGAGGGACCGUUUAUGUAUAAAUAAUUUUUAUACUUUUGACUAGGCCUGGGAAAGUAACACAUUUUGCUGGACGAUAUUUUGUCCAACAAAUUGUUGAUGAUAAACGAUAUCAUUGUCAACAUUAUCUAGACCAAAAUAACCACUAAUAUAAUGUUAAUAUAUCAUAAUAAUGCAAGUACACCCUUUAAAAUGCAACAAAUAAACCUUCAUUUAACAUUGAAAUGUCCAGAACCAGAACUUCUAAAUGAAUAAAAAUAACAAACAAAAAUUCAAUAAAAAAGGAAUCUCACUCCCUGUUAGAAAAUGUUGCACCAAAAACAAUUAAAAAAGACCCAAAACAAUAAAUACAAUGGCCUAUCCAUUGUCAACAGCCAAAACUGCACUU